AUGGGGCCAUCGCCGCCACCUCCAACGGCGUCAGCAUCUUCUGCAGAAGCGCGCCCUAUACCUUUCAAGGCACCGCGGCGCAGCAGCAGCAUGACGCAGAGCGAUCCGGGCGUGCUGAGCGCAUCACUUCCGUCCUCAUCGCUGCGCUCCUUGCCCGCCCGAUACGCCGCCUGGAAGCAAUCUACCCGGGCAUUCCGUGCGAUGCGCCAUGAGGGAAGUAUGCAGGUGACGCCUCCCUCGUCUCCUAUGUCGAUGCAGCCUCAGCCUCAGCCUGCGUUUGAGCCACUGGAUGCCAUGAUACCCGCUGCUCUGCAGCAUGGCGAGCCUUUGCUAAAAGUGACGCAGAACAAAGUAGCGCAGCGAAUGUUUCGCGUCAGCCCCGAAUCAGCAUCGAUCCUAUGGGCCAGCAAGCGCGGAAACUCGGUGCAUCUGUAUGCUAUUCGGGACGUUCGCGUGGGCGCAUCGGCCCGGUCGUAUCGCCAGUCACUGCAAAUUUCCGAUGAGCAUGAAGCACGUUGGAUCUCUAUUAUCUACCAAAAUGAUCGUGCAUACAAGGCUGUACAUAUGAUUGCACUAUCAGACGAAUCUCUUGCGCGGUGGCGCGACACACUGCUCCGCGUCUUGGCCCAGUGGCAGGCCCUGGUCUCUGGCCGCGUGACCGCAUCGCGUGCCCAGUGCGAGUGGCUGCAUGCCUCGUGGGAUUUGGAUCGAGCGCUGGAUGAGCGAUCACUCAUGCAGCUGUGUGAGCGCAUGGGCCUGCAAAUUAGCCGGCCUGAGCUGCGCGCCUUAUUUGUGGAAGCGGACAAGGAGCGGCGUGGUACGCUGCACUUUGAGGCAUUUCAGCAGUUUGUGGCCGCACUCAAGCGACGACCUGACCUAGAGGAGGUGUACCAUCGACUCCAGUCACACGGUCAACUCACACUCGCCACCUUUAUGGCGUUUGUGCGCUUGGAACAGGGCGAGUGGGCAUCCACCGACGAGCAUAUCGCACACAUAUUCCAGCGCUUUCACGUGGACACACCCGAUGGGUUUUGUGCGUACAUGACGUCUCGGCAACAUGGUGCGUACCACGCAGCGUAUUCUGAGCCGACACUCGAUGCGCCUUUGAGCAGCUACUUUAUUUCGUCGAGUCAUAAUACCUAUCUGGAGGGUGGUCAGUGGAAGGGAGACAGCACAGUCGAGGGCUACGUUCGCGCCUUGCUCCGCGGUGCACGAUGCGUGGAACUGGACUGCUGGGACGGGCCAAGUGGCCAGCCCCAAGUCACGCAUGGACAUACGCUCACCAGCCGCGUGCCACUUGACGAUGUCGUUGCGGCCAUUGCGCAGUAUGCCUUUGUAUCCUCGCCCUAUCCUCUUAUUCUGUCGCUCGAAGUACACAAUGACCUUGCUCAGCAGGAGGUGCUUGCCUCCAUUUUACGCACGCAGCUAGGCGAUAUGCUUGUGACGGCGCCGCUCGAGGACGACGUGCCGGGCGUGUUGCCCAGCCCCGAGCAGCUACGGUACCGCAUCCUUGUCAAGUGCAAGGACUAUGAAUGGAUUCACUCACAGACGCCGAACGAAGAGGAUGAGUCGAUGGGCUCGUCUGAAAACGCUGAUUGGGACAGCGACUCGCUCCUAGAGCAGGCGCGGCACUUGGUACGGCUUGCCAGACCGAAACGCACUGGCAAAGUGGCGCGGCCUCUGAGUGGUGAGCUUGUGCGUUUGCUCGUGUACACCAUCGGCGUGCCAUGCCGUGGUCUGAACAAGAAAGAGCAUUACGCGGUCGAGCACAUGUUUUCCCUGUCAGAGCGAUCGGCCGCGCGACUCAUGCGCCAGAGCUACAUGGAUUUGGUCAAACACAAUCUCACGCACCUUACGCGUGUGUACCCGUCCAUGACCAAACUGAGCCGUCUGACCUCCAGCGCCAACUUCCGCCCCGUGGACAUGUGGGCGUCUGGGUGCCAACUGGUGGCCCUGAAUUGGCAAACGCACGACCAAGGCAUGGCCCAGAACCUAGCGAUGUUCGCCAACAGUGUAGGCUACGUGCGCAAACCCGACGCACUGCGUCUGCGCUCGCACGUCAAGAACGACGGGACCCUUUGCGUAUCGUGCGUCCUAACCAUCGUCUCAGCUCAGCAGCUUCCGAAUGUGCGUGCCACGGACGAGGCUCUCUGUCCCUUUGCCACCGUCGCUCUGGACGUGCCACACGAAUGGGGCCGUGAUGCUGUGCGCCUAUCCGUGCCUCUUGAUGCAUCUCCCGUGCGCCAGGUCCGCACACCAACUGUACGCUCAAACGGACUGAUUCCCCUCUUCCAAACGCCAGUGGGUGUCGAGAUACGUAUGCCUGCCGGUGUCGAUACCGCUGCCGUCCUGGCUCAGCGAACACGAAAGGAGCACAUUCUACGCCAGGCAACUCGCGGCCUACUGGACUUGUGUUUCGUGCAUGUACAAUUGUGGGAUGAGCAGGUGAAUGGCGCUGUGCCCCUGGCUACAAAUACGUUCAGUCUUGGCCGCGUAGGGCACGGCUACCGACAUUUGCCCCUGUACGACAUGCAGCUCUCGCCGCUGGUGUACUCGACCUUGUUCAUUCACACGGCCUAUACCCAUAUUACCAUAUAG
This is a messenger RNA of Malassezia restricta, 2598 nucleotides long. Its product is annotated as phosphatidylinositol phospholipase C, delta. The record is from RefSeq and is a predicted model, not a curated record. The transcript has a single exon. Lineage: Eukaryota; Fungi; Basidiomycota; Malasseziomycetes; Malasseziales; Malasseziaceae. The coding region runs from base 1 to 2598 and encodes 865 amino acids. Gene Ontology annotation, biological process: phosphatidylinositol-mediated signaling; lipid metabolic process. Gene Ontology annotation, molecular function: calcium ion binding; phosphatidylinositol-4,5-bisphosphate phospholipase C activity.